GGGAGAUGGCGAUAGUGCGCCGGGUGCUGGCGGCGGCUGCGGCGGCUUCCCGGGUCGGAGUGGAGGAAAGAGAAGAUGAUUGACCAGCUGACUGACUGAAUGAAUGAAUGGCGGAGCCACGCGCGCCAUGAGGAGCCUGCCGAGCCUGGGCGGCCUCGCCCUGUUGUGCUGCGCCGCUGCCGCCGCAGCCGGCGCCGUCUCAGCCACCUCGGCGGAGAAUGUCACCGGUGGCGGCGGGGCCGCAGGGCAGGUGGAAGCGUCGCCGGGCCCAGGGCUAUGGGGCGAACCUAGUCACCCCUUCUCUAAGACCACGGCUCCCACGACCCAGGCCCCGAGGACUGGACCUCCGCGUGCUACUGUCUACGAACCUCUGGCUGCGACCUCUUCAGCCCAGUCUCCGGAGACCACCCCUCGGGCGACGGCCGGAUCGGCUCCGACCACAUUUCAGGCACCUCUUGGCCCGUCGCCAACCACUUCUCAGGCGGUGGAACCCACUCCGACCAACCCUCCGGCGACUACUAGACCCGCGCCGACCACCCUCUCGGCGACCACUGGCCUAGCGCCGACCACCCCUGUAGCGACCACUGUUCCGGCGCCCACCACUCUCCAGACCCUGACCCCAGUUCUCCGCGUCAGCAGCGUCCCGCCCACCCCACCUGCCACCGAGGUCCCUUCUCCGCCCGCAGAGUAUAUAUGUAACUGCUCUAGGGUCGGAAGCCUGGAUGUGAAUCGCUGCAAUCAGACCACAGGGCAGUGUGAGUGUCAUCCAGGUUAUCAGGGGCUUCGCUGUGAAACCUGCCAGGAGGGCUUUUACCUGAAUCACACUUACAGCUCUGGGCUCUGUCUGCCAUGUGAUUGUAGUCCAGAUGGAGCCCUCAGCAUACUCUGCAACAGUUCUGGAAAAUGCCAGUGCAAAGUGGGUGUCACCGGCUCUACAUGUAACCAAUGCCAAGAUGGAUACUAUGGCUUCAGUAAGAGUGGCUGCUUACCCUGCCAGUGCAGUAAUCGUACUGCCAGUUGUGAUGCCCUCACAGGUGCUUGUUUAAACUGCCAGGGAAAUAGCAAAGGGGAUCACUGUGAAGAAUGCAAAGAAGGAUUUUAUCAGAGUCCUGAUGCUCCUAAAGAAUGUCUUCGCUGCCCUUGUUCAGCAGUGACAUCUACAGGCAGUUGCAUCAUAAAAUUGGGUGAAUUGGAACCUAAAUGUGUCCAGUGUAAAGAUGGUUACACAGGCUGGAACUGCAAUAAGUGUGAAAAUGGCUAUUACAAUUCUGACAGCAUCUGUAUAAAGUGCCAAUGUCAUGGCCACGUGGACCCAGUUAAAACUCCAAAGAUUUGCAAGCCCGAGAGUGGUGAAUGCAUCAACUGCCUCCAUAACACCACUGGGUUUUUGUGUGAGAACUGCCUAGAAGGUUAUGUUCGAGACCUCGAGGGAAGUUGCAUCAAGAAAGAAGUUAUUGUUCCAACACCUGAAGGUUCUACCAUUUUGGUUUCCAAUGCCUCUUUGACCACAUCAGUGCCCACCCCUGUUAUAAAUAGUACAUUUACCCCUACGACCCUCCAGACUAUCUUUUCAGUAAGUUCUUCUGAAAACAGUACUUCAGCUUUAGCUGAUGUAUCAUGGACCCAAUUUAACAUCAUCAUUUUGACAGUCAUCAUCAUUGUGGUGGUGCUGCUGAUGGGAUUUGUGGGGGCUGUGUAUAUGUACCGGGAAUACCAAAACCGGAAACUGAAUGCCCCCUUUUGGACCAUUGAGCUGAAAGAAGAUAAUAUCAGUUUCAGCAGCUACCACGACAGCAUUCCUAAUGCAGAUGUGUCAGGAUUGUUGGAAGAUGAUGGCAAUGAAGUGGCUCCCAAUGGGCAGCUGACCCUGACGACACCCAUGCAUAACUACAAAGCCUAAGGAGAUAGAACUGUUCUUCUGGAUUGUUAAACCACAGUGCAUACUAAGACAGCAUCAGCCCUUGGGCCAGACAAAGCCUGGAUAGAGUCUGCCGAGAAAGCAAAGGCAAGUAGUACAUCUGAAAUUUUCAGGUACAAAUUUGUAAUGUGCUUAGCCUAUUACUUAUAGUUUUCCCAUGAAGAUCUGAAGCAUUCACUGUCGUUAAGGAUUUGAAGUAUAUUUUUGUACCAAACCACAUGGGUGUAUAGAAAAGCUGAACCACAUUGUGCAGCCCAAAUUCAUUUUGACCUCCAAGUAGACUUCUGGAGAAGUGUUCACCAAACCACCUAUAACAGGACGGAUGUGCAGAGGGAAAAGACUGCUGGAAGACUUCAUCUCCAUUCCUGAAACACAUUUUUUUUUAAAAGGAGGGUCAGGGAUGCUAUUCAUUUUUCUGUGUUAAAAGAUGUCAUUGAAGAAAAGCUCAUUUCCAGACUAUCACAAUAAACAAUCUCGAUCGUUUCUAGAAUAGGGGCAGAAAAGUCCCAAGAAGAUCUUCAGAAGGCCUUGAUUUUUCCUUCCAGGAUUCUUGCUCAAUGAUGGGAUUAAAGCACAGGAUAAGCUUCUAAUGGUAGAGAGAGAAUGAAGGCAGCAUCCAGGAGCAGGAAGCUGGUGGUCCUCCUCAGGGUCUCAGUGUAAAUGAUCAGUUGUCUAAAAAUAAGAAAUAUCCCUGCCUCUAGAGAAAUAAGGUGUACAUAGUUAAUGUAGCAUAUCUGGUCAACAUUUGUAUCUAUUUGUAAAAAAAAAUCAUGUCAUAUUUUAUCUAGAAUUUAUUUGUACAGUAGUUAAUGACAGUGUAAAAAGAAAAUAUUAGGAUUGGAUUGGUUAAAAUAUUGUAAAAUAGAUGGCAGUAUUGCUAGAGUUGGGACUCUGGUGAGCACCAGUCAUUUUUAGUCCCUCUUUGGACAUUGUUGAAAUUUGUAAGAGGUUGAAUGUUUCUAAUCUUUCUUUCCCUUUGUCAAUCCAAAAGCAGAGUUAUAUGCCCUUUGACUUACAAAGGUUGUAGAUUCAAGCAACAGAUUUUGAAGUCUAUGAUUGUUAAGCUGGGACACAGACUGUACUCUCUAAACUACUCACUCAAUUAGACACUAACCACUCUGUGUAAGACUUCACCUUUACAUACAUGAAUGUGAAACACAGCCUCAUUUUAAAAAGUUUUUUUCCUAAGCACAAAAGAUAGUCUUCCAAAGGAAUUAGAAAUAUUUUCAUUCCAAAAGAAAAGAAAAGCCAUCCUAUCAUGUGGGAUCCCCAGUUUUCAUGCCUAUGAAAUAUUUAUAUCCCCCUCCCCCCCAU
Molecule: messenger RNA, 3232 nt
Organism: Trichechus manatus latirostris (Florida manatee)
Lineage: Eukaryota; Metazoa; Chordata; Mammalia; Sirenia; Trichechidae
Gene: MEGF9
Product: multiple EGF like domains 9
Exons: 6
Coding region: 104-1900 (598 amino acids)
Biological process (GO): tissue development; animal organ morphogenesis
Source: RefSeq, a predicted model, not a curated record